Molecule: messenger RNA, 1152 nt
Organism: Cladophialophora psammophila CBS 110553
Lineage: Eukaryota; Fungi; Ascomycota; Eurotiomycetes; Chaetothyriales; Herpotrichiellaceae
Exons: 5
Coding region: 1-1152 (383 amino acids)
Source: RefSeq, a predicted model, not a curated record
AUGGCCAGACCUAUAUUCUGUGCCACGCACCCGCGUGCGUGUAGUACGGCCUUUGAACGUGUGUUCAUGACCAGGAAAGACUUGGCCUGUGUCCAUGAACCAUUUGGCGACGCAUUCUACUAUGGCCCAGAGAGGAUGAGCGUCCGUUAUGAGAAGGACGAGGAUGCGAGGAAAGCAUCGGGAUACAGCGAAUCAACGUACAAAACAAUCUUCGAUCGACUAGAUCACGAAGGAGCCGAGGGUAAACGCGUCUUCAUCAAGGACAUUCUUUAUUAUCUGGUCCCUCCCGACCAGCAGCCUCCCAGAGUGGCUCCAUCUUUGCAGUCAGUCAAGAGAGGUAUUGGAACCGAGAAGAUGAGCAAUGGGAUCAACGGCGUCAACGGUGUCAACGGUGUCAACGGAGUGAACGGAACUCAUCAUGUCAAUGGUCAUGCCAAUGGGGUCAAUGGUGUCAACGGCGUCGGCAAGAAAGCGCCGUUCCCAUUCCCGACGGAGGGCGAACCGGGGAAUCCUACCAUCGUUCCCAGAGCCUUGCUGGAGAAGUUUCACUUCACGUUUCUCAUCCGCGAUCCUCACUCAAGCAUCCCUUCUUACUAUCGGUGCACCAUUCCACCCUUGGACCAAUUGACGGGUUGGAACGAGUUCUAUCCGAGUGAGGCUGGGUAUGACGAACUUCGACGCUUUUUCGACUAUGCCCGGGAGACUGGCUUGGUGCGAGACAGAAAUGAUGGACCAGAGAAUGGAAUAGAGAACGGAACAGAGAAUGGGAAUAUUAUGAAUGGCGACGCAAAGGGGCCUGAAGUGUGCGUGAUUGACGCUGACGAUUUGUUGGACGACCCCGAGGGUAUUCUCCGAGCUUACUGUCAGAGCGUGGGGCUUGACUUCCACCCUGACAUGUUGAACUGGGACAACGAAGACGAUCAGGAGCGUGCAAAAGCGGCGUUUGAGAAGUGGAAGGGUUUCCAUGAGGAUGCAAUCGAUUCGACAGACCUCAAGCCGAGGACUCACAAGAAAGCAGCAAAGAGCGAAGAACAAUGGGAUGCUGAGUGGAAGAAGAAAUAUGGAGAGGAGGCUGCCCGGAUGAUUCGCAAAACCGUGGAUCAAAAUAUGGCCGACUACUUGUACCUGAAGCAAUUUGCCCUGAGGCCAUGA